Messenger RNA from Entamoeba invadens IP1, 333 nucleotides. Its product is annotated as protein serine/threonine kinase, putative. The record is from RefSeq and is a predicted model, not a curated record. Gene Ontology annotation, molecular function: ATP binding; protein kinase activity. The coding region runs from base 1 to 333 and encodes 110 amino acids. Lineage: Eukaryota; Evosea; Mastigamoebida; Endamoebidae. The transcript has a single exon. Gene Ontology annotation, biological process: protein phosphorylation.
AUGACAAAUAUGACAUUCACAAAAGGUAUUGGUACUCCAGUGUAUAUGGCGCCUGAAGUGUUGAAAAAAGAGAAGUACAAAAUUUCAUCAGAUAUUUAUUCGUUUGGAGUCACCAUGUUCGAAGUGUUUGGGUGGGAAGAAUCUUACGAUAAAAUAAAAUUCAAAUUUCCUUGGAAAAUCGCUGAGUUUGUUAUUUCUGGAAAACGACUUCCAAAGGAAGAGUCAAUAACACAAGACGAAUAUGUUUUGAUAUCACAGUGUUGGGAUAGUGAUAUAAAAAUACGGCCAUCAAUCGAUGAUGUUGUUGAAAAACUGGAGACGUUAAAUCUAUAG